AGCUUUCCUCUUCACACACGUUAAGUGAGAAAAUUAACAAAAAAAAAAAAGAAAUCAUCUAAAGAAAAAGAAAAUGAGACUAUUGAGCGUUAGAUCGAACUCGGAAGAUGUGGCGAUGCACGCCACGUCAGCAUCGUCAUCAGCUUCCGGUUAUCACGGUACGGUGCCGCAGUCUCCGUGGCACUCACCGGUUCCUUACCUCUUCGGCGGUUUAGCGGCGAUGCUUGGACUCAUAGCCUUUGCUCUUCUCAUCCUCGCAUGUUCUUACUGGCGCCUCUCCGGCCAAGAAGGUGGUCGGAACGGUGGAGAAGUGGACGAAGAGAAAGAGAGUGGGACCGGGGACAAGGCGGCGAGCGGAGCUUACGAGGAGAAGUUUCUUGUCAUAAUGGCCGGAGAAAACUUGCCGAGGUUUCUCGCGACGCCGACGGUGAAAAAGUGUACGUGUGGUGUUGAGGAGGGUAAAAUGGUAAUUUCUCAGGAGGGUAAUGCUGUUGUUGGAGAGGAGGAGAAGGUGAUCAAAGAUAUUGGAGAACCAACAACAAGUCACUGAGUUUUGUUUUGAUUAAUGUCUUUUUCUUGAGAAGUUUUCCUUGUGAUUCUUAGGAAUGUAAAUUUUACUAUAGAGCAAGAUUUUGGAGUUUUACUUAUUUUGUAAUGUUUUUAUCUUUUGUAAUACUAAAUCCUUUAUUUCAGUUUUUGUAAAUUUGAGGAAAUAUGUUUGAUCACUUUUACCUACAUAAAAGACUGUAAAUGCGGUUUCGUACGUGUAUAUGCGUGUACAUCCAUGUAUUUAGGAUUCGAUCGUUC
Molecule: messenger RNA, 807 nt
Organism: Eruca vesicaria subsp. sativa (arugula)
Lineage: Eukaryota; Viridiplantae; Streptophyta; Magnoliopsida; Brassicales; Brassicaceae
Source: the annotation of a GenBank genome assembly